Messenger RNA from Symbiodinium sp. CCMP2592, 1014 nucleotides. Lineage: Eukaryota; Dinophyceae; Suessiales; Symbiodiniaceae. The record is from the annotation of a GenBank genome assembly.
AUGGCGCAGCACGGAGCACUGGGCAAGACGUUGGCACUCCCUGGGCCUGGGGGAGCCAACCAGCAGCAGGGUUCCGCCAUCGACCAGCGAAUGUGCUUAUGCUGCAUCCCCACUUUCGUCAGCGAGGAGCGAAUCAAGGAGCUGCUCAUUACUUUUGGGCAGCUGAAGUUCUAUGCGCUUCAGAAGGACGAGGAGGGCAAAUCCGUUGGUGUCGCCUUCUUCGAGUACCAGGAUAUGAUGACUCAGCAGCAGGCUCGCGUGGCCCUCGAAGGCCUCGAGCUGGGCAAUAACAAGCUCAAAGUGCUGAAGCCGGAUCAAGUCCUCGAGCUUGGCCUGGUGAACAGAGAACAGAAGCUAGGUGCCCGUGUGGUGCCGACAAAGGUUCUGUACCUGAAGAACAUCGUAACUGCCGAAGACCUCGCGGACGAGCAGGGGUACACUGAAAUCUGUGCAGACAUCCGUCUCGAAGCUGAGAAGUUUGGCGCGGUUGUCUCCAUCGAGGUGCCCCGUGGGGGCGGCUCCGGCGGUGGCGGCCCUGGGGCAUUGAACAACGCGCUGCCGGCUCCUGCAGGACCCCUGGCGCUGACCAACGCGGCCGCAGAGGAGCCCAAGUCCACGGCACCCGCGGCGCUUCCGGCGCCCACGCUGCCGGACCUGUCGAUGGCCCUGGUGCCCAUUGGCGGCCAGCUUGCCAAGCCUGGGGGUGCGGGCGGCGGCGGCGGCGGCGGUGGUGCCUCUGGCCCAGUGGAUCCGACUACGCCGGGCUUUGGCUAUGCUUUCAUCGAGUUUGCCAACAUCGAGGGCGCCUCAAAGGCGAAGAAGGCCCUGCACGGCCGCAGAUUUGGGGCCAACAACGUGGAGGCCGAGUUCUUCUCAGAAGACAAGUACUACGCCAAGGACUUCCUGAGGCCGACUCCGAACAUCGACGAGCCGAAACGGGAAAUCGGCAUGGAGCUGGCGCUCGUCGGGGGUGGUGGCGAUGCGCUGGACGAAGCGCCUGUCAUGGUCGAAUAG